AUGCGAGAUAACGGGUGUUACUUCUACGAUGACGGAAAAGGUGGGCAAGCGCAUAAAAUCCGUGAACAGUUGGGAAAGUUUGAUCGUUGUAAUAUACCGAAAAUGAUGUCACGAAUGGGGCAGUGUUUUACGCAAGCAAAGCGAUGCACGGUGACAUUAAAGCGUCACAAAUAUAACAAAACCUACGACGUCAUUGGUGGGCGAGAUACGAAUCAAGCUUUUUAUAUAUUUUCGGAUGGUGCUGGCAAAGUAUCAAAAGAGUUUGCUGAAAAAAUUGCUUUGGAUAUAGGAUUGGGUACAUCAGUUCCUAGCUGCUAUCAGAUUCGUCAUCGUGGCAUUAAAGGUGUUCUGUCAGUAGACCCUAGUUUGGAUCAGCGCAAACACUGGGCUGCUGCUAACAAUGUAGUUGAUAAUAACAAAAUGACAAAUAAGCAAAAUGAUUUAGCUGUUUUAUUUCGUCCAUCGCAGGAUAAAUUCAAAGCACCACGAGACGAGUACAUUGAAAUUGUGAAAUAUUCGACACCGACAUCGGUUUGCCUCAAUCGUCCAAUGAUAUCUAUCUUGGAUCAGGUUAGUGGAAUGCAAGGUUUUUCCGUGCAUGAACGAAUUAGAAAACGCAUACAUGACUUACUGGAUAUACAAAUGACACAAUUAGCUGAUAUGUUAAUGAGCGAAGAAAAGUGCCGUGAAAAACUUAAUGAAUUACCGUGGCGUGUCAACGUUUCACGUCUAACACUUGCACGUGGUUUUGCCUUAACGCAAGAACCAUUCUUUCGAAGCUUGCUUAGAGCAAAUAUCAAAUGUACUCUAAAAAAAUUGAUUGCUAAAGUACAAAUUCAAGUACCACCACAUUUUGGUCGUUCAAUGUUCGGUGUAAUGGACGAAACGGGUCAGUUGCAAUGGGGUCAAGUUUUUGUGCAGUGCACUAGGAGUAUUUGGCUUAAAACACCAUCCAAAUCUGCUGCAAAAAUUAUUUUAGUCGGUAAAGUGAUGUUAACAAAAAAUCCUUGUAUUGUUGCUGGUGAUGUACGAGUAUUUGAAGCAGUUGAUAUUCCUGAAUUGCAUCAUUUAGUAGACGUUGUCGUUUUUCCACAGCAUGGACCAAGACCGCAUCCGGAUGAGAUGGCUGGGUCAGACUUAGAUGGUGAUGAAUAUUCGGUAAUAUGGGAUCCGGAAUUAAUGUUUGAACAUAAUGAACCACCGCUGGAUUUUACAAAGAGUGCAUCGGACAAUAAAAUCGUUGAAGAGGAACAAGUGGAUUUAGAAAUGCGAAAGUUCUUUGUUAAUUAUAUUAAGCAAGAUUCAAUUGGCACAAUUUCGAAUGCUUUCUUAGUUAAUGCUGAUCUUUAUGGCAUCACAAGUGAGGUUUGCAUUAAUAUAGCAAGAAAGCAUUCGAAAGCUGUAGAUUUCCCGAAAACGGGCAAUGCACCCAGUCCAUUAACAAGGCAAUGGACACAAGGUAAAAAUGGAAAUAUCCUUCCACCGGAAAGAGCCGAACGUUGGCCAGAUUUCAUGUGUAAAAAUCACGAACCAAGUUACAUUUCAUCGCGUUUAGUUGGACAAUUAUAUAGACGUAUCAGACUUCUAGACGAUGCUUUGAAUCUCACAGCUGCUAUGGAAGGAAGCGUAACGAUAAUGCUGGAUCCGGAUUUAGAGUAUCCUGGUUGGGAACAGUACCAAAAUGUCGCAAAAAUUCAGCUUGAUUCUUAUCAUUCACACAUAAGGUCAAUAAUGGAAAAUUAUGGCAUCGAAGAUGAAGGACAGUUAUUUUCUGGUUUUAUUAGCGUUAUUCGAAAUAGAAUCAGUGAUCGUGAUACUGAUGACAUGUCAUUCUACAAUACAAAUCAUAUAAUUGAGAAAAAAGUUUCGGCUGUUUUUAGAGCAUAUCGUCAUCGUUUUUUUGACGAAUUUGGUGGGUUUUUGGAGAGCACAUUACCCGAUUAUGACGAUAAUCAAAGCGGUAAUGCACAGGAACGACGUAUUUGUAUUCAUCCAUCUUUGGAUAUGAAGCGAAAAGCAUCGGCAUAUUACAUUCUUUGUUAUCGGAAUGCAUCGAUGGAUACAUCAUAUCGGAUUUUGUCAUUCGGCUGGCUUGUUUGGGAUAUAUUAUGCCACGUUAAACAAGAAGUAAGAUUGGGACGCGCCAAACCAAUUAUGCAGUCAUUGGAUCCAUUGGGUGAAAGCGCAUCUGAGUUUAUCGAGAAUUAUUGUAUAACAAAUGCAGAAGAUAUGAAAUGGACUGUAUCAUACAUAAUGAAGAUAAAACAAGCUGCUUGUAUUCUUGGACCAUACUGUAGCCGUUACAAAGGUCUUGAAAAUUUAUUCUAUAUUCUUAUCAAAUGGGCUACUCUUCAUGGAUUAUUAAAAGAAAGAUUAAAAGCUGUUCACAUUUGCCUUUUGUUCAUACAGUUUGGCCUUGGAUAUUAUGCCGAUGACAAAGAUGUCUUGCAAGUACAAUUUUUAGAAGAGACAAAAGAAAUUGUUGAUAACAAUUCGCAUUUGACGUGCGAUUUACGCAGUCUUAUUGGUGGUAUUGGUGUGUGCUUGUUAAAAUUUUUCAAAUUUCUUAGUUCACGUACUAUGCAAACAUUAAAAAUGUUGAAUUUUCGGAAUAUUGGAUAUCAUUCAUUGCUACUACGAGGACAAUGGAUAAAAUUGAAUGAAGCUGCUUUGAAGACUUUUUUUGGUAUAGCUUUGACAGGAAAAUUUGAUUGUGUAACAAUGAAUGACAAAGGAUGCAGGAAUAACGAUUCAGUAAAUCGUAAAGUUUUCGGAAUAAUUGAAAUUGAACCAUUUAUGAUCGAAUUACCUCUUGAAUCACCAAUGCAUUUGGCUAAAUUUCGUAGAAAAGUGCAUAAGCAUUCUGGUGUGAAAUAUUUACAAAUGCGACGAGCUACACACCGAAGGAAAGACCGUGUUAUUGUUUCGGCAGUUGGUACGUUGGAAUCAUUGCAUCGUUUGCGUGAUUUGCUUUCAGUACGACCAUCUGUGAAUUCGUUUGCAAAUUACAAAGAGAAUAGUGAUAUCAUUAGUCGGCUUAUUGUGGAACGCCUCGAGAAGCUGAAUUAGCUGUUGUGAAGAUGAUUACUGAGAUUUAGACAAUAAUUGCUGAAAUUUUGGAAAGAAAGCAUUUCUGCGAAAUAUAUCUU
Loa loa (African eye worm) is the source of this 3149-nucleotide messenger RNA. Its product is annotated as RNA dependent RNA polymerase. Bases 1 to 3069 code for a protein of 1022 amino acids. The record is from RefSeq and is a predicted model, not a curated record. The transcript is spliced from 21 exons. NCBI's taxonomy places the organism in Eukaryota, Metazoa, Nematoda, Chromadorea, Rhabditida, Onchocercidae. Gene Ontology annotation, cellular component: nuclear RNA-directed RNA polymerase complex. Gene Ontology annotation, molecular function: RNA-directed RNA polymerase activity. Gene Ontology annotation, biological process: siRNA processing.